AUCGAGCAGUUUCAGGACUAGCUCGCCCAGGCAACUAGACACGCUAGAUCUAAACCAUUUUUAAAGAACAUUUUCAGUAGAAACUCUCGUGGCGCGGCGAAUACGCAGCUCUAAAGGAGUGCACGCACCCUCCCACCUCACUCUCACCUUGGAGCCGCGUCGUCUGGCGAAAAAAUCGCCCGCAGCAUGCGAUUUUAUGCGUACCGUCCUCCCACCCUUCCCGUCGCGACCAGCCCUCCUGCUCCUUGCGCGGGCUGCUGUCCGUGCUGCCCGCUGCUCUCUCUGCUCACGCUUGCACUGCCCGCUGCUGCUGGCUGCUGUCCCCUGCUCGUGCUGCACGCUGCCGCCCGCUGCUCGCGCUGCCCUCUGUCCGCUGCUCGCCGCCUGCUACGUGCCGCCCGCUGCGCUCCGCCCGCUGCUCGCCGCCCGCUGCGCGCCGCCCGCUGCUAGCCGCCCGCUGCGCGCUGCACGCUGCUCGCCGUCUGCUGCCUGCCGCCCGCUGCUCGCCGCCCAUUGCUCGCCCGCUGCCCGCCUGCUGCCCGCCCGCUCGCGCACCCGCGCAGUUGCCAGCGCAGCCGCCGCAGCCGCAGUUGUAGCCGCGGGAAGGGGAAGGAUAGAGGAUGGAUAGGGGAAGGAAAGAGAGGGGAAGGAGAGAGGACCGUAGGGGGAAAGCGAGAGGACCGUAGGGGGAAAGAGAGACGACCUUAACCCCUGCACUCAUGCUCGCCCCCAGCACUCAUGCCUUUCCCUCCCUCAACCAACCACCCUCCUUCCCCGCAGGAGCUGGCAGCCUUCCGAGAGAAAAGGUAGAGAGAGUGAGGGCGAAUUUUGUGCCCUUCCGUGCCCCUCUCAUUGCCCUCAAUCCCAGCGUCUUCCCCUCUCUUCCUCUCCGCUUCCCCCUCUCUCCCUCUCCGCUUCCCCCUCUCUUCCUCUCCACUUCACCCUCUCUCAUCUCCCCCUUCUCCUCCCCCCCUAUCCCCCUUUUCCCCCUUCCUCUCUCCCCGUUUUGUUUCUUCCCCCUGAUUUCUUUCCUCCCUCCUGCUCCCAUUCUCUCCCCCUGCUUUCAUUGCUCCCCCUCCCAUUCUCUCCCCCUGCUUUCAUUGCUCCCCCUCCCAUUCUCUCCCCCUGCUUUCAUUGCUCCCCCUCCCAUUCUCUCCCCCUGCUUUCAUUGCUCCCCCUCCAAUUCUAUCCCCCUGCUUUCAUUGCUCCCCCUCCCAUUCUCUCCCCUUGCUUUCAUUGCUCCCCCUCCCAUUCUCUCCCCCUGCUUUCAUUGCCCCCCCUCCCAUUCUCUCCCCCUGCUUUCAUUGCUCCCCCUCCCACUCUCCCACUGCUUUCGUUCCUCGUCCCUGCUCCAGUUCUCACCCCUUCUUCAUUGUUCCUCCCCUCAUGUCUUCCAUUUCCUCCCAUUCCUCUCCCUGAUUCCCUUCUCACCCCCGUUUUGCUGGUUUCAGGGCGGGCACGGCUGCCCUGGGGACAUGACCUUUGGGUGCGCUUCACUCCCCCUUCUUCCGCCUUCCCCUCCUUGCACCUUCCCCUCCUUGCACCGUUCCCUCCUUGCACCGUUCCCUCCUUCCACCUGUUCCUCCUUACCCCAACUCCCUUCCACUCAGAACCUGAGUACCUUGCUCCCCUCCCCCCUGCAGUCAUGCUCAGCCCGAGCCUAUCUCAAAAUCUCUUGAGCUCGUCUCUCUCUCCCUCUCUCUCUCUCUCUCUCUCUCUCUCUGCCCAUCUCUCUGUCCAUCUCCCCGUCAUCCGUUUCUCCCAUACUCCUCCCAUUUCCCCCUUCCCCCUUCCUUUCACUGCACGGAUAAAAUCUUGCAGGGUGUUGGGCUGAGAAAAGCCCUUAGGAUCUUUCCAGAGACUAAGUCCAAGUUGUAAAAGGAGACUUUGAGUAGUGCAGCAGAAGUUGAGUAGUUGAACCCUUGUACUAGUAUGUGAGAACAAGUGAUUGAUUAAAGGAACAAGCAUACAGCAAUAUAUAGAAAGUAGGAAAGUAAAGCAGUUGUAG
Molecule: messenger RNA, 2008 nt
Organism: Closterium sp. NIES-67
Lineage: Eukaryota; Viridiplantae; Streptophyta; Zygnematophyceae; Desmidiales; Closteriaceae
Source: the annotation of a GenBank genome assembly